This is a messenger RNA of Micropterus dolomieu (smallmouth bass), 4029 nucleotides long. It is a transcript of the gene usp46, whose product is annotated as ubiquitin specific peptidase 46. Gene Ontology annotation, molecular function: cysteine-type deubiquitinase activity; cysteine-type endopeptidase activity. The transcript is spliced from 9 exons. Gene Ontology annotation, biological process: protein deubiquitination. Bases 341 to 1450 code for a protein of 369 amino acids. Gene Ontology annotation, cellular component: cytosol; nucleus. NCBI's taxonomy places the organism in Eukaryota, Metazoa, Chordata, Actinopteri, Centrarchiformes, Centrarchidae. The record is from RefSeq and is a predicted model, not a curated record.
CUCGCUCAUCACGCUUGUUUCCUGGUCGUUGCUAACAACCUGCUGCCUGCAACUUCGCCUGUCCACAGUCUACUCGUGCACUGACGGUUUCCAGCUGUGGUGUGUGUGAAAUGUGCGCGAGGAUGAAGCCGUGUGGACGCUGAGUGCGGUUUGACGCUCAGCUCCGUGCUGGCUGCACGGUGCUCCGUGUCUCUCUGCCUGCUGCUUUCUGACGCUUGGGGGUUUGCAGUCUGGCCUCCAGCGGCCGCGGCUGCGAAUUAACUUCAUUUCUCAGCGUCGCCUUGCUCUUAAAUCAUGUUUAUUUUAUAAAGAUGGCGGUGAGAGGGACACUGUAAACUAAAUGACUGUCAGAAACAUCGCCUCCAUCUGUAAUAUGGGCACCAAUGCCUCUGCUCUGGAGAAAGACAUCGGCCCGGAGCAAUUCCCAAUCAAUGAACACUACUUCGGAUUGGUCAACUUUGGAAACACAUGUUACUGUAACUCAGUGCUCCAGGCCCUCUACUUCUGCCGGCCUUUCCGGGAGAACGUGCUGGCUUACAAAGCCCAGCAGAAGAAGAAGGAGAACCUGCUCACAUGUCUGGCCGACCUCUUCCACUCCAUUGCCACACAGAAGAAAAAAGUGGGCGUCAUCCCGCCCAAGAAGUUCAUCUCGCGGCUACGGAAAGAGAACGAUCUGUUCGACAACUACAUGCAACAGGAUGCCCACGAAUUCCUCAACUACCUGCUGAACACAGUGGCCGACAUCCUGCAAGAGGAGAAGAAGCAGGAAAAGCAGAACGGACGCCUCAAGAACAACGGCACCGCCGUCACCACGGAGACCGAGACGGAGAACAAGACAGAGCCAACAUGGGUUCACGACAUCUUCCAAGGCACACUGACCAAUGAGACACGCUGCCUCAACUGUGAAACGGUGAGCAGCAAAGAUGAAGAUUUUCUGGAUCUUUCUGUGGAUGUGGAGCAGAACACAUCAAUAACACACUGUCUCAGGGACUUCAGCAACACAGAGACUUUGUGCAGUGAAUACAAAUACUACUGUGAGACAUGCUGCAGCAAGCAGGAAGCACAGAAGCGGAUGCGUGUGAAGAAGCUUCCCAUGAUCCUGGCACUACACCUCAAGAGGUUCAAGUACAUGGAGCAGCUGCACCGCUACACCAAGCUGUCCUAUCGAGUAGUUUUCCCCCUAGAACUCCGCCUGUUCAACACGUCCGGGGAUGCAGUUAACCUGGACCGCAUGUACGAUUUGGUGGCUGUGGUGGUUCACUGUGGCAGUGGCCCCAAUAGAGGUCAUUACAUCACCAUAGUGAAGAGUCACGGCUUCUGGCUGUUAUUCGAUGAUGACAUUGUAGAGAAAAUUGACGCCCAGGCCAUCGAGGAGUUUUAUGGGCUUACCUCAGACAUCUCGAAGAACUCUGAGUCAGGAUACAUCCUCUUCUACCAGUCCAGGGAGUGACUGGAGCUGGAUCAGUGACACAGGAGAAGACCUAAUUGGAUGAGACCUGUGUUUUUUUAUUUAUUUUUUUACCUUCAGCCUGACAGACCCAGACUCCUGCCAUCUCCAUCCCAACCUGCUCCCAUACUCCCAAGUCAGACCUCUGUGACACUUGUGCCAAUCCUCUGUCCCAACUCCAACAUCAGGGUUUACCCAUGUGUCUCUCUCUGUCUCUCAGUAAUUUGCUUCUUGCCUUUUAGUCACCUGCAUCUGGUCUGCACUUUAGAACAAAAGCAAAACUGUUCAAAACAGCACGACAGAAACAAAACGGAGUCUAUAAUCACAUCAAGCCCCACACGUUUUGGUGUAGACAGGUGUGAGAAGCCUGCAGAGGCGAUUCUCUACCAGGGACAUGACGGGGUAAAAGGGUCUUGUGCACACACAGACUGUUGUCAGAAACUGUACUAUAUCAUUUAUAUGUAUAUAAGGUCUACUUCCCACGAUGUGUCACCCCUUCAUAUUUCCUUUAAUUAGGGCUAUUGUCCCCCAUCACUGUUCAGUCCUUUGAUGUGUUCACGUCACUGGUGGAUGCAUGAGAAGUGAAUGAAGUUGGAGACAAACACCGUAUAAUACGCAUAGAGAGAUUUCAUGCUUUUCCAGUGGAAGCAAUAUCUGAGCAUUGAUUAGAGAGGAGCCACACUCUGGAAACUACCUAAACUUAAACUGUUGAGCGUAUAGAGGUUGUUUUGUCCCAUAGAGAAUCACUCUGUGAGCUGCUGUCUGUCCGCUGUGACAACUCAUGUUCGUCUAACCAGAUAUGAUCAAUACUUUAUCAUUUAAUGCAAAUGAGCCAAAAGCGCUAACACUACACAUGAAAGGAAAUCCUGCACUUUUCUCUUUCAAAUGGAUCGGCAUUCAAAUCAGCUGAAUCUUAUUCUGAUAGAACCACCCCUUAUUUAUUGAACGUACCAUAUUUAUUACUGAAAUUUGUAAUGCAGACUGGUAGAUAAUGAAUGUGUGUGUGUGUGUGUGUGUGUGUGUGUGUGUGUAAUGUGGCUCUUUUUAGAGCUUUGUGUGUUAAACCCCUUAUGUCUAAGCUCUCAGUGUGGAGGACAUGGUGUAUGUAAUACACAACUUGAUAUGGCAGCGAAAAUUUGUCUAAAAAUUUAGUUUUGUCAGUUUCAAUUUGUAGUUUGCAUGUUAGAUACAGAAUAAUACGAUGCAAGUGAGACACAAUUCAGUACUGCCCAGUCGUUUAAUGAAAUGGUGCAAUAAGAGGUAAAGUUAUCAGUUUAAUUUCCCAGUGAGACUAAUAUGAAGUAUAUUUAAAUGUUAGUAGUAGAUAUGUUUCUUAGCAGCUGAUCUUUUCCCAGUGCUGUGUGCUUGUGAUAUUAAAGUAAAUGCCCCCCUUUACCACGUGCAAUUCACACUACCUCCUGGGAAGUUGGCUACAAUGUUUCAUCUUUUUUGUAACCUUACAUGGCAAUGUCUCUUUUUUUUCAUUCCCAUGUUGAAGUACAGCUUAGGAGUUUUCUCUUGGCUUUGACAACGUAAAUUGUUUGUGUCAUAUGUAGCACUUUGGAAUCCUAAAUCCCAUGGACUUAAAAUGCAAGCUUAACUGUUAAUUCAUAUCCCUUGUAAUGUAGAUGUUUUUCCUCUGUGGCCCAUUCCCCAGGGUUUGUGGCCGUGCCCUGUCGAAUAGUGCAACAUCAAAAAACAUGUUUUCAAGUGAAUGACAUUUCCUAUUUGUUGCACAUCGUAGGAAUUACCAUUUCAAACACAUCUCAUUCUAAAUAAGAGGUAGGAAUAGGAUUAUUUUGCUAGCUUAGUGUCUGUGUCUUUUCAGGAGAGGCAGAAUUUAAAGUGAAAAUAGUGAAACCGGGUGUUGAAUGCACUUUUUUAUGUUGUCUCUUCCAUUUAGUCUGUUACUGGGUGAAGUCACAAGGAAUACGUGCCAAACUGGAGUCUAUACUGACCUUGCAACAGUCUUUAACAGAACAUUAUUUUCUUUGUAAAGAUACAACUGUACAUAUAUAUUAUGUAGAAAAACACUUCUGGAAAUAGGAAAAAUAUUUUUUUAAAGUAAAAGAUCUUAAAAUGUAAAGACACUCAAAGAUUUUAGCUCAAUGCUGACCAUUAAUGAAACCCUGUUAAGAAAUACUGUUAUUUUACAAUCACUCAAUUACAUAAUCAGUCACAUUUGUGCAGAAGUCAUCGUUUGUCAUAUUAUUGCUUUUACUGGGUUGAACUGAGCCAGGAUAGGAUACAGUAGCAGGGAUGGUCUGAGACAUUUUAGACCCGGGAGACAGGAAAGAGACGCAACGAUCUUCCAUUAACACUUAUGCACUCGCCCUCACUGAGACACUCAGUCGUUGCACUUGGUCUUGUAUAUCUUACUGUGACUGUGUUCUACCUUUGAGAGCUCAGGUGCAGAGAGUCCUGCACCAGGUGGGAUCUGAAUGAGCUUGUGUCUCCAUUUGGCUGUAAACUGAAAGUGCACUUUAUUAGUGAUAAGCCUCGAUGCUUUAACAUGAAGAACCACAGUUUAAUACAAUCAUUUUGAGUUUUUUCUUCUGUUCAAUAAAAAGACUAUGAACAAA